AAAAGGAUUAGUUUUAUGGUCAGGAUUGCGUGUCUGAGAGGGUCCAAAGGUACCAGCAGCCUGCUGAGCAUUUCCAACUGAUUUAAGCUGCACGCGGAUUUCUUCAAGGGCAGCUGCGUUUCUGGAAAUCCAGGUAUGGGGGUCUCGGUCCAGCUGACAGCUGUCAUCUUCAUCUUGGUAUUGGUAUCUACACACUAUCUCGCUGCAGGUGAUGGCCAUGAUCCGCUGCUUGUCUUGGAUGGUUAUGAGGAUGAAGGCAUUCGACUCAAAUGUUUCACUGAGAGGUUGUUUUCUGAAGUCCAGGUGUUGUGGACAGAUGGUAGAGGCGGUAGUCUCACUGGGACUCCUCUCAGCACCAACACCAUCACUGCUAAUGCCAGCAGCUCCAUCAUUCUGAAACCAGGAUCUGGAAACACUGUGUCCUGCAAAAUAAUCGAUAAACUGCUGAAAACAUCAACAGAAUCUUCAGUCGUCAUUGCGAAUGUCUUCUUUCCUGCCACCUCCCCUUGGCUGGCAGCUUUUAUCGUGAUCCUGCUCUUGGGCAUAUUCCUGGUUAUCGCGGCAAUUUAUAAACUCAGAAGCAACAGUAAGACAACUACUCGUGAAAGAAAUGCACAAAAGGAAUUUCAAAAAGAGAUAGCGGAUCUCAAAGAUGAACUGGAUGAGGAGCGGGACAGAUUUCAGAAUGAAAAUCAGGAUAUGUUGGACAAAAUUGAAAACGUCCAAAAUGAGCUGGAUUUCAGAAGAGCUCAAAGCAACGCAGUUAAUAUCACUCUGGAUGAGAAUUGCAAACAUCCCAGCCUCGUCAUUAAGGAGAAAAACAGAGUCAUGUCCUCCACGCAGAAGGAGAUCCUGCCCAAAGCAGUGGUGGUAGCUACUAAAGGGUUUUCAGAAAAGAGACAUUACUGGGAAGUGGAGGUGGGGGAUAAAUCAGAGUGGGAGCUGGGUGUCGUGGAUGAGGAAAUUAGAAACACACUGAGGAACACCACAAUAAAUACUUUCCCAAAGGGGAAUUUACUCAGUCUGCGGUUUUCUCAGGGAAAAUACACCUUAACUGGUGGGAAAGGUGAAGGAAAUUUCAAGCCCUGCAGCGUGGUAGGUGUUUUCCUGGAUUGGGAAUCUAGCACGCUGUCAUUCUUUGAUGUUGAAGAAAAGUGCCUUCUUGAGUCUCUCACUUUUGAGCUUUCUGGGAAUCUGUACCCAUUCUUCAGUCCAGGCUCUGACGACAAAUGGUUGGGAGUACGCCCUGUAACACUUAAAAUACAAAUACUCUGUGACAUCCUUCCACAGGGCCAGGAGGAGAUUGAUAAAUUAAUUAUGUGGUGAAUCGCAGAGGACGGGAAAGCAGAGAGGAAACAAACAAACAAACAAAGUAAUAUCAGCUUUUAAAACCAUGGUCAAGAAAGAAAUAGUCUAUGAAGUACUUCUUAGGGAUUCAUCUUGUACUAAGGAACUGAUUUUGUAAAAACCCAGACCUGUCAAAUGUUACAAUUUCAAUUCAUUCUGCCUGGACUAAACAAACAUGGAUUUAUUUCAGUA
This is a messenger RNA of Chroicocephalus ridibundus (black-headed gull), 1539 nucleotides long. RefSeq names its product butyrophilin subfamily 2 member A1-like. Gene Ontology annotation, biological process: protein ubiquitination. Gene Ontology annotation, cellular component: cytoplasm. Gene Ontology annotation, molecular function: ubiquitin protein ligase activity; protein binding. The record is from RefSeq and is a predicted model, not a curated record. Lineage: Eukaryota; Metazoa; Chordata; Aves; Charadriiformes; Laridae.